AUGUUCAAGGGCACAGCACGUUACGCUCCUCUCGCAGCACAUCAACAGAAGGCACCGGGACGUCGCGAUGAUUUAGAAUCCUGGAUGUAUCAACAAGUGGAGUUUUCCAAGGGUUCACUACCGUGGAAAGACAUUGAAGAUCCAGACGACCUCAUCGGAUCCAAGGUGGAUAUUGUGCUACUUCUGGCUAAGAUUACGGAGAAUACGCGCACUAAAGAAGGUAUGGCGGAACUGUUCCGAGGAUGUCCACGCUACUAUCUUGAACUAUUCAAGUACAUUAUAUCGAUGCGUCAGAAAAGUCAACCCGAUUAUGAGCUUUUCUUCAAGGUUCGCUUCCGCAUACUCCCUGUUACUUUUCAUUAUUCUUGA
Messenger RNA from Gongylonema pulchrum, 369 nucleotides. NCBI's taxonomy places the organism in Eukaryota, Metazoa, Nematoda, Chromadorea, Rhabditida, Gongylonematidae. The record is from the annotation of a GenBank genome assembly.